GCAAAAGAAAACAGAGAAAGACACUCUGGCUCGUUGAUACUCUACUGCCCUGGUGGAGUCCUGUAUAGGUGAACGCAGAGAGAAGACCUGGUGCCUGUCAAAGGUGUACAGAGAACUACAGACCAUACAAACAAGGGGAGGACAAGCACCCCGUACAGCGUGGAUUAUUAAAUAGCACCGGGAGCCGCGGAGGGAAUAACUAAAAGCGAGUGGCAGGAAGCGGAGGAUUCACAGAGGCUACAGCCCCUUCACCACCCUGACACGGCGAGUCGGAGAGCAGCCCCCGGCUUCCUUCACAUGGUGUGCUCUUGAGAAUAGUGUUUGCACACAAACACACCCAGCAUGGCCCGGCUCCGGCCCCUCAGCCCCCCGUGCUGUUGCUGCUACUUCUGCUGCCGCCCCCGGGGACACAGCAGCCCCCAGGAGAGGGGAAGCCGAAGCCCCUGGGUCGGUAUCUACAGACUGCUCGUUACCCUGCUUACCGUACACAGUGCCCGCAGCCACACCGAAGCAUUCAUCCAGUCUGACAAUGUCAUUGAAGUGCUUCGCUUUGAUGAAGGAGGCCUUUUAGAGACUGAGACAACCAUUGGCCUCAACUCAUAUCAACAGAAAAGUGUGUCCUUACACAGAGGGAACUGCAGACCUAUACGGUUUGAGCCACCAAUGCUGGAUUUCCAUGAACAGCCGGUGGGAAUGCCAAAAAUGGAAAAAGUUUACUUGCACAAUCCUAGUUCAGAAGAAACUAUUACUUUAAUAUCAAUAUCAGCAACAACAUCACACUUUCAUGCAUCAUUUUUUCAAAACAGAAAAAUUCUCCCAGGAGGGAAUACGUCAUUUGACGUGGUGUUUCUCGCAAGAGUAGUGGGAAACGUAGAAAAUACUUUAUUUAUUAACACCUCUAAUCAUGGGGUAUUUACCUAUCAGGUUUUUGGAGUUGGGAUCCCCAACCCGUAUCGUCUGCGCCCUUUCAUUGGUGCAAGAGUUCCUGUAAAUAGCAGUUUUUCACCUUUAAUUAAUAUUCACAAUCCCCACAGUGAGCCUUUACAGGUGGUAGAAAUGUACUCAAGUGGGGGAGAUCUGCACUUAGAGCUUCCUACAGGCCAGCAAGGAGGCACCAGGAAGCUGUGGGAAAUCCCACCCUAUGAAACAAAAGGUGUCAUGCGUGCAAGCUUCUCGUCGCGGGAAGCAGACAAUCACACUGCCUUCAUUAGGAUUAAAACCAACGCUUCAGACAGUGCUGAAUUUAUUAUAUUGCCUGUGGAGGUAGAAGUCACCACAGCGCCAGGAAUUUAUUCGUCAGCAGAGAUGCUAGAUUUUGGCACAUUAAGAACACAAGAUCAACCCAAAGUUUUAAAUCUCCAUUUGUUAAAUUCAGGAAUGAAAGAUGUACCAAUUACAAGUGUUCGAUCGACACCACAGAAUGAUGCAAUAACGGUGCACUUUAAGCCUAUAACGUUGAAGGCGUCGGAGAGCAAAUACACCAAAGUUGCGAGUAUAAGUUUUGAUGCAUCAAAGGCAAAGAAACCAUCACAGUUUUCUGGGAAAAUCACCGUCAAAGCAAAAGAGAAAAGUUAUUCGAAACUUGAAAUUCCUUAUCAAGCAGAAGUAUUAGAUGGGUAUUUGGGAUUUGAUCAUGCAGCAACACUGUUUCACAUCAGAGAUAGCCCACCCGACCCAGUAGAAAGAUCCAUCUACCUGACCAAUACCUUCAACUUUGCUGUUCUCAUGCAUGAUGUCUUGUUACCCGAGGACGCUAAGUCAAUGUUUAAAAUUCAGAAUUUCAGCUCGAAUGUAUUAAUUCCACCUGGCGAAUCAAGAUAUGUAUUUUUGCUACUUUUCACACCAUCCUCGUCGUCUGUUCAUAUAGACAGCAAUAUAUUACUAAUCACCAAUGCCUCUAAAUUCCAUCUUCCUGUGCGGGCAUACACAGGAUUCUUAGAUUAUUUUGUCUUACCUCCCAAAACUGAUGAACGUUUUAUAGAUUUUGGAAUCCUUAGUGCUACUGAAUCAAGCAGUCUUCUUAUUGCAGUCAUAAAUAGCAACCCCAUAGAGCUGGCAAUUAAAAGCUGGCACAUUAUUGGAGACAGCCUUUCCAUAGAUCUCCUUACUACAGAGAAGGGCAACAGAACUUCCAUCAUUGCAAGCCUUCCAGAGAUCGAAAACUCCAUGGCACUGGACCGCACCUCAGUUAUAUUAACUUCAGGCUAUUAUGCAGUGUUCAGAGUUACAAUAACCGCUAAAGAUCUCGAAGGAUCGUAUGAUGGGGGUAUACAAAUUACAACAGAUUAUGAGAUACUGACUAUUCCUGUAAAGGCGGUGGUUGCUGUGGGUUCAUUGAUGUGUUCCCCCAAACAAAUUACCCUCUCACCUACUUUUCCGGGGAAAGUAGUCCACCAAAGUUUAAACAUUAUGAGUUCCUUCUCACAGAAGGUGAAAAUACAGCAAAUACGCUCCUUAUCGGAGGACGUGAGAUUUUUUUAUAAGCGAUUGAGGAGCAAUAAAGAGGAUUUAGAGCCUGGGAAAAAAUCUAAGAUAGCAAAUAUCUAUUUUGAUGCUGCUUUACAAUGCGGAGACCACUGUUAUGUUGGACUUCCUUUUUUAUCGAAAAGUGAGCCUAAAACCCAACACCAUUUAGCAAUGCAAGAGGAUGUUUGGGAUUCAGACUGGGAUCAUUACGAGACACUCUACAAGAAGUGGACUGAAGUCCGUGAGAACGGCGAUAAUGAGCCUGAGGCCAUGUUUCAGGUUGACACUGACCUCCAAAAAAAUGUCCUGUCAGAAGUGAAAGCUGAGUUGAUGUGGCCUUCAAUUGUCACUUCGUCACGUCAUCUAUACUUCCCUUUAACCAAUACCAACAGCUCGUCGGUAGAAGAAAUUGCAUUAGAAAACCCGUCAGAUGCCCUAGUGUACGUUCAGUGUCUGCCUGUGGCUCUGUAUUCUAACAGUUCUUUGGUGCUAGACAAGAUUCUAGAAAGAUUUAACAUCAGCAAGUCUCUAAAAGUAGACCUUAAAACGCUUGAAUUCAAAGUCUUCAGAAAUGAUUUGCACCCAGCGCAGAGCAGUCAAGGUUUUGUGGAGGGCUCUUCUCGGCAAUCUGUGUUAAAUCUCAUUUUAAAGCCUGGAGAGAAGAAAAAUGUUAAAAUAAAGUUCACUCCAGUUCUGAACAAAACAGUGUCCACAUUACUUGUGAUCAGAAAUAACAUCACUGUGAUUGACGUAAUUGCAGUGGAAGGACAGGGUGCAAAUGAAAAUCUAAAAAUUGCAGGCAAAGCUCCUGGUCCCGGGAGCUCAUUGAGAUUUAAGAUUACCGAGUCCUUUCUGAAAGAUUGCACAGACAAAAUAAGACACAGAGAGCCAAACUUUACCCUCAAAAGAACAUUCAAGGUGGAGAAUACGGGACAUCUUCAGGUCACUGUAAAAUCAAUGGAGAUUAGUGGAUAUGCCUGUGAAGGAUAUGGCUUCAAGAUUGUGAAUUGCCAAGAGUUUGCACUAAGUCCUAAUGCCUCUAAGGAAAUUGUCAUAUUGUUUACACCAGAUUUCACCACUUCACGUGUUAUUCGUGAGUUGAGAAUUGUAACCGCGGGAGGUUCUGAAUUUGUUUUUAUACUGAAUGCAUCCCUUCCGUAUCAUAUGCUAGCUACAUGUGCAGAAGCACUUCCACGACCCAACUGGGAACUGGCACUUUACGUAGUCAUCUCAGGAAUUAUGAGUUUGCUGUUUCUCUUAGUUAUCGCUACAGCAUAUUUAGAAGCUCAAGGGAUCUGGGAACCAUUCAGAAGGCGUCUUUCUUUUGAGGCAUCAAACCCUCCCUUUCAUUUGGGGCGACCCUUCGAUCUCAGGAGAAUAGUUGGUAUUUCGUCUGAGAGCAAUUUGAACGCUCUUGGAUCAGACCCCAGUCAUGGCUCCAGCAGGGGACUAUAUGCAGGAAGCGUUUCCAGAACAGGUUCUGGGAAUCACAAGCCAUGUAACUCCGGGUCCCAACUACACAGCACCAGAAGCACGGCUGAUGCAGAAAGUGCGCGAACAAAAAGUAACUCAAACGCUUCAAGUAGAGCGUCGUCGGCACAGGCAUCUGGUGCACAGUCUGCCAGUAAAGCUCCGACACAAGCUGCAGACUCUAGCACGGCUAGUAACAACCAGUCGUUGACCAGGCGAGCGCGAGGGGCCAAGUUCAACCAAAAUCCUGUUCAGUCACAGAAUCAAGUUUUACAGGAGCAGCUUGCACCACCACCACCACCACAACCACCAGCAGUGCCUCAAGCAGAUCCACCAGCAGAAACACCCAUCUCCCGAACAGCGAACGGCAACACUUCCCACCCAGAAUACUUUGCGGCUGGCAGAAGUAAUGCCCGUCACAGCUCGGAUGAUUCUGAUAUAACAAAUCUUAUGGAAGUGAUGGAUAAAGACUUUGACAAUUCAGAACCCCCUCCGGCAGAAGUGUUUACAGAACAACCACCAUCUCCGGCAGCAAAAAAUAAAGGUAAAGGGAAAUCUUUUCAGCACAAAUCUAAAUUGCAAAGGAAGCAAGAAGAAAAAGAGAGGAGAGGAAAAAGCAGACAUCAGGAAGAUGAUCUCAAAGAUUCUCUUGCUGAUGAUGAUAGCUCAUCCACUACCACAGAAACCUCUAAUCCAGACACAGAACCGCUUCUCAAAGAGGAGCCGGAAAAACUAAAGGGAAAACCAGCCACAUCUGACAAGGUAGAGACUGAAAUAUUUAAAACGAAGCAGAAGACCAAGAAAGUCUUUGUCAACAAGAAAGAAAGCAUGCCUGAGGUUAAACCAAGCUCCUUGGAGUUACCAUAUACAACACCACUGGAAAAUAAGCAGCGCAAAAGCUUCUCCAAGAUUUCUGUACCGCACACUUUAGCAAAUGGGACAAAACCAAGACAUGUGCAGAAAACAAGAGGUGCCAGCAGUAAGUUAGUGGACAACAGGCAAUCAAUGCUGGCGAAAUUUCUCCCUAGUCGUACUGGUCAGGAACUAGGCAACACCAGCAGUUCAGAAGGAGAGAAAGAUUCCCCACCACCAGAGUGGGACUCUGUGCCAAUUUCCAAAUCGGGCAGCUCAGCAGACAGCCUGCAUAAGCUAUCGGUGCAAACCCUCAAUGCAGAUGAGUUCUUAAAACAACGGCAGACCUCACCAGCGCCUACCUCCUGCUCCCCACCUCCGACCAUCAUACCAAGGGGCAGCUACAGCAGCAUUGUGACCAGCACAACGAACCAUGAGGCCAGGAUAAGCCCAGCUGGCUCCAAGCUCAAAUUGGCUAAAGCAACCUCCUUACCUGGAAGAAACGGCAACCCUACCUUUGCUGCUGUUGCUGCAGGAUACGACAAGAACCCAGGAGGCGGCGGUUUAGCAAAAAACUCUGUUACUAAAUGUGACAUCCCAAGCAGCAUUAGCAUGUCCCACACGCCCUCUAUUGACAGUGACUGCUCUGAUAGCUCUGGCUUGUGGAGUCCGAUCAGCAGUCCCACCAGUCCUGACUAUGCUGCCCUCAAUUCGUUCUCUGCCUUCGGACCCAGCAAUUCCUUCAACUUAACAGGAGAGGUGUUCAGCAAGCUCAGCUUUUCUGAUCCUCAGAAGAAAUGGCGCGAGUAUGAACCUGCCCCAUCCAUCUGGGAUCCCCCACCUGACCCUGUGCCAUCAUGGCCAACCAGCACUGGAUCCCCCACCCAUGCAACAGCUUCCAUACUCGGGAAUACUGGUAACUUGUGGUCCACAACCAAUCCAUUCGGAGUCUCCAUAUGGUCCAGUAACCCCAACACAAGCCUUCCAUACACCACUCCAGCCAGCACGCUCUCUGGCAUUGACCUCAUGGGAUCUGAAAGCACGUGCCCUGUAUCUAGUUCUACUCAAACUGCUGCAUCUCACAGUCCUGACGGAAUGGGGGGACAGACGUUUGAUCCCUGGAAAAUAUGGAGUCCCACCAUCGGAAGAAGAAGCUCAGAUCCUUGGCCCAGUUCCCGCUAUCCUUCUGAGAAUUAGAUUGAAGCAGACAAAAUAAUGAAUUGCCCAUUCAAUCAAGGAGUGUUGUCCCAAAAAUAUUGGCAGAUUUUUCAGUGGUUGUCUCACCGGCUAUCCUUUCUUUUUUUGUUUAGCUUUUUUAUUCCCAGAUUUUUUGUGUGAUAUUAAACAAAUACACAGAUGUAAAAUUGAGUUUUAAGUUCCAUAUUCUUUCUUGGCAGAGAUUCUUAUACUUAAAAAGGAACUAAAAAUAUGGGCAACACAACUGUUUGAAGCUAUUGGCAAAGAAUGCCACAUUAAAAAAAACUACACAUUUUUUCACUAAUUUAUUUAUUUGGUUUAUGUGCCACCAAUUUGACCCUGAUUGAAAUUCCAAAUAUGAGUCCUCCCCACUAAACAGGAAAAAAUGUUUUAUUUUUCUUUCAUCUAACCCCAGUAUUAUGUUUAUACAAUACAGUUUUACAAAAAAAAUACAGGAAUAACAGUUUGUGUUAAAAUGAAAAACUAUUUUUUAAGCAAAAGUUAAUUUGGUGAUGCGAAUGAACAAAAUGCUGUUCACAGCACAAAGGGCUGAAUGCAAAGCAUACCUUUGGUGCUGUCUGGCUCUCAAUAUAUGUCCUUGGUUCUACGUUGCAAUUUUAAUGUUAAUUUCAGGUGCUCAUCGUGACAUCUUGUUGAAAAAUCAAACAAGAUUUGUUGAGCAGUUCAUGCAACUGAGUUGUACUUUAAAAUAAAUGAGGCGCUUUUUUUUCA
This is a messenger RNA of Spea bombifrons (plains spadefoot toad), 6717 nucleotides long. RefSeq names its product transmembrane protein 131 (gene TMEM131). The coding region runs from base 343 to 5985 and encodes 1880 amino acids. The record is from RefSeq and is a predicted model, not a curated record. The transcript is spliced from 41 exons. Gene Ontology annotation, cellular component: membrane. NCBI's taxonomy places the organism in Eukaryota, Metazoa, Chordata, Amphibia, Anura, Pelobatidae.